AUGCAUUUAAAAGAUUUUUCUUUAUAUGAAAAACAUUAUAACCAACUUAUUGCAUCUGAUUUCUUACGACAGGUUCUUUUAGAUGCAAAUUAUUCACAAGUGUCUGAAAAUAAACAAAAUAAACAAAAGCGGCAAGUGCAUAAUCUUGAUUUUGAAGAUGAAAUUGUUGAAAAGCAAGUUCGUACAGAGCAUGCUUAUGAAAUAGAAGUUAAAAAAAAUACUUGUGAAAUUGGCAUUCAAACUGAUAAGGUCGGUGUACAAGUUAAUAAGGAGACCCGUGAGUUUGGUGUACAAGUAUUUGAUAUUAUGUCACAUACUCUUGAAAGCUAUAUUAAUCUACUACAAGCGCAAUUAGAUGUAAAAAUAAAUGAAAUAGAAAAUCUUCAAAAACAGUUAAAUUAUGUGUAUGAUUAUGUAAUAGAGAAAGAUCUUACUGCUGAAAAAAAUAAAGAGAUGAAUUCUAUUGAUCUAGCUAUAAAAAAUCAAAAAGGUGUUGGAGUGUGA
Messenger RNA from Racocetra fulgida, 504 nucleotides. NCBI's taxonomy places the organism in Eukaryota, Fungi, Glomeromycota, Glomeromycetes, Diversisporales, Gigasporaceae. The record is from the annotation of a GenBank genome assembly.